AUGUGGACACGGCUAAUACCGAGGGCGAGUGAUCAAGCUCAUAUUCGUGGUCGUCGUUCUGGCUAUGGAUAUGGAUAUGCGCUUCAGAAAAGGCGGGGUUUGUGUUCUGAGGCGCGGAUGACUACGGGGGUGGAUGCUAGGAGUGCUUCUUUGUUUAUACGGGAUCCGGCGCGGGUGCUGCCAUCGGAUAUCAUAUCGAAAUUACCAACCCCCCCGUGCAAUGGCAACAUUUCCCGCACGAUCCCCGUCUUGGCCGUGACGCCCGCGCUCGCUUCUUGGAUAGUUCAACCCCACUCGUUUCUAUGUGAGUCGAUUACGCACAUUUUCCAGAAUACGCCGCACACGACCUCCAGUGGGGAGGAGGUCAGCUUCGUCUAUUCCGUGGCAGCGGUUGUGGAUAAACUGCCCCUUCCCAGCACAACAUCACUUCCACCGGAAAGGGAAGGAGGCCGGGAUGAACUAGCUGGGUGCGAAGGGGUAUCUCUCUUCCUCGCGAACAGCGAUGCUCUGGCCGCUAAGGUGGCCCACUCGCUACAAAGACGAGACAUGUCUACUCCUGAAACGGAGCCUACGCUAUCCUACCUGUAUCGCCAACUACCUGCGAAACAUGCUUCCACGGCUGUAGCCACCUUCGCCGAAGUUGGUGUUCGACUGGCCAACACCCUCUUCCUCAAUGGCAAACCACGCACCAUGCUUGCUUCGCGCUGGCGCUGCAGGUCGCAUCCCUCCCCAAACCCUACCUCAACUACCCUAACGCUAGACAAGGAAUACGAUCUCCUUAACUGCCGGAUCGAACGUGCAACGGAACCUCACACUGUCACUGCACGCUUGCCCCUCUACCCAGUUACGAGGCCGCGGGAGAUAGUCACGAGCAUGGGGAAUAUUAUCAGCCAGCUCCGCCGCAACAAGGACGACAGAUCCAGCUCGACGACGAUCCACGCGUCGGCCGAGCUGGAGGAAGCGCUGCCAGCCUACCUCAAAGCAAACAACUUGCAGAACCAGCGAGUGGCCGUCUGGGCUUCAGUGCGGCCGGCUGCAUCGCGGGCCGAACUUUUCGUUGCUUCAGGCACGUCUGUGUCUGCAAAUGGAUAUGCCAAUCCCAACAGCAGCACCUGUGGGGCCAGUGCUGGAUCUACUGUCGAUCCGCUCGCCGCCAUCAACGGGGGCACCAGACUCCACCGUGUCUUGAGCGGCGGAGGCGGGUGGGGUAAGAAGCAAGGGCUUCUAUCUCUGGACCCUGAAUACAGCUAUCAGACCGGCGGAGACGCGGCCGCUGCGGGCUUUGGGCGCGGUCGUCCCGUCCCCGAACUCUUCUUCGAAGAGAUGGCUUCGGGCUCUUGUCCAGCGGCAAAGGAGGGCGGCGCGGAUGCGGGAGGUGAGCUGAUGGCGUGCGCGUCCGAUGAGGCUGGUCUGGGGUCUGUACGGUUUAAGGAUGGGCGCCUCACGACUGAUCUGUCGGAGAUCGCGAAGGAGGGGGAUGUGGUGCAGUUUCUGGUUGCCUCGUUGGAUAGCCUGCGGGCGUCGCCGGCGACGGUGGCAGGGAGGGAGGAGCCCGAUGCUUUUGAUACUGGCCGUCGGGAGGAACGAACAUCGCAAGUUUUGUUUGGGGUCAUUCCUUCUUCUGAUGCGAGUUGGCCGGAGGUCAGGGGGGAGGGAACACCUGAUCCUGGUAAGGGCUUUGGCUCGGUUUUUCCAGGCCACGGCGACGGUGUAGUCCUGGUGGUGCCAAGCCAUUUUGGAGCACUGUCAGAGAAGGCCCUAACCUAUUCUGUAUUUGAUGCGGUAGUUUCUGACGGGGUACGCCACUGCCCUGGGCCACUGGUGCAGGGGACUAAAAUCGAUGUUCCCGGCUCGAAAAUCAUCGUUGGGUGUGUGGAUGAACAAGUCGCAGGGUAG
Messenger RNA from Histoplasma mississippiense, 1896 nucleotides. RefSeq lists its product with no specific name. The transcript is spliced from 2 exons. The coding region runs from base 1 to 1896 and encodes 631 amino acids. The record is from RefSeq and is a predicted model, not a curated record. NCBI's taxonomy places the organism in Eukaryota, Fungi, Ascomycota, Eurotiomycetes, Onygenales, Ajellomycetaceae.